CUCAACAUACCUCCACCUCUAAUAAGCUAAACUGCUGCAAAAUGGCCGCGAUUUCUACUCAACCACUGUCUGCUGACUACUUUGUUAAGACGCAUCAAUUUACCAAAACGGUACACCGGGACCAAUACCCUUCGAUAGACCCGGCGUCGCCCAAGCUGUCGCAGAAAGGAAAGACCGUUAUUGUGACUGGCGCUAGCCAAGGCAUAGGCAAGGCUAUUGCUCUUGCAUUUGCGAAAGCAGAUGCAGACCGAAUUGUUAUAGCAAGCCGCAGCGCUGAAAAGCUUGAGGAAACUAAACAAGAGUUGCUCAGGAUAAACCCCAAUGCUGAUGUCUUGGUUGUUCCAACGGAUACUACUUCCGAAGAUAGCGUGAACCACCUAGAAGAGACUGUCAAGUUUGAGUUUGGGAUCCCGGAUGUCCUAAUCAACGGUGCCGGUCUCUGGUCAUCCAUUGAGACAAUUAGAGAGACUAAUCCGAAGGAAUGGUGGGCAGAUUUUGAGGUCAACGUCAAGGGAAGCUACCUUAUGAGCAGAGCAUUUCUCAGGCUGGUCGGUUUAGACAGAGAAGCAACUAUCAUCAACGUUGGUAGCAUUGGCAUGCUCUGGACAAGGCCCGCAGGUACUAGUUACCAAAUUAGCAAAUUGGCUCUGAGUAGGUUGUCGGAAGCUAUUUCUUCGGCAUAUCCCAAAGUCUCUUCGAUCAGCUAUCACCCCGGAAUGACGAUUACCGAUAUGGCAAACAGACAUCCAGAAACACUCCAUUUCUGUGAGGAUACGGUUGAACUCCCUGCCGGCACUGCAGUGUACUUAGCCUCGCCACAGGCGCAAUUCUUGAGCGGGCGAUAUAUGUCUGCUAACUGGGAUGUGGACGAAUUAGAAGCAAGGAAGGAUGAAGUCAUCGAGAAGAACCUAUUGAGGAUAGACUUGAAAGGAGAAUUCGGGAGUGAUCUGUUCAAAUAG
Lindgomyces ingoldianus is the source of this 959-nucleotide messenger RNA. RefSeq names its product NAD(P)-binding protein. Bases 42 to 959 code for a protein of 305 amino acids. The record is from RefSeq and is a predicted model, not a curated record. NCBI's taxonomy places the organism in Eukaryota, Fungi, Ascomycota, Dothideomycetes, Pleosporales, Lindgomycetaceae. Gene Ontology annotation, cellular component: cytosol. Gene Ontology annotation, molecular function: oxidoreductase activity. The transcript is spliced from 4 exons.